AUGGCAACGGCGGACGAAAUAAAACUUCCGAGGACGUUGCCCGUGUCCUCGAUUUUGAAAUCUUGCGAUGGUGGUGGGUCGAAAUUCCACUUUGUAGCUUUGAUUAGCCUGUCCUUUGGGGGAGCAGUUGGACUAAUGUUCUUAAUGCUUGGAUGUGCCCUUCCCCAAUACAACCAGUACUGGCCGCUGUUUGUUCUGUUUUUUUACAUCCUGUCUCCUAUCCCGUACUGCAUAGCAAGAAGAUUAGUAGAUGACACAGAUGCUACGAGUAAUGCCUGCAAGGAGCUAGCAAUAUUUCUUACAACAGGCAUUGUUGUCUCAGCAUUUGGGCUACCUAUAGUGUUUGCCAGAGCAGAACUGAUUUACUGGGGCGCGUGUGCACUUGUUCUCACAGGGAAUACAGUCAUCUUUGCUACGAUCCUAGGAUUUUUCUUGGUCUUUGGCAGCAACGACGACUUCAGCUGGCAGCAGUGGUGAAAGGAAGACAGAGAACUAUCACAGACAUCCUGUCAUUCAGUGGCCAUCCAUACAAACGGGAGAAUGGGCACUAAAGAGAAGUAGCAUAGCAAGCCUCUAGAGUAUUCUAGCUACUCCUUUUCUCCUUGUUCAUUCUGAGUAUACUACUGUUCUGCUGAUGAAUUUCUAGGUUUUAUGAAGUGGAGAGACUGUUGAUUUCACUUUUACCUACAGUAUAUUUUUAGGUGCUCUCUUGGUUUAAAAUAGUUAUUCUUGUUCUGUUUUGUGUUUAUGUAAAACUUUAAAGCUGGAACAAGAAUGUUUAAAUACGCUUUCAGAGAAGAUGAAACGUUUUUAAGUUUAGCAGGAAAACUAAGCUUCAAAAAACUUUAUUUUUUUGAAUAUUGUGUUUAAAUUAUGAUGCAUAAAAGCUGUAGUGAGGUAAGAGAUUGUGCACCACCAUGGUCAAUUAGCAGAUACAUAGAUUGUUACUAUAUUUCAGCAGGGACAAUGUGGGGAGGUACCAGCUGCAGAUUCUUCUGCUGCUCAUACCUCACUACGCAUGGUGAAUGUUGAUGACGUUCAUUUAAAGAGAAGGCUGAGGAGCAGCUGGAGUUACUUGGGAAAAACCCUAAACUUUAACAUCAUUAGAACUUCUACCUGCUUUGUUUUCAACUUUUGUGUGAAUGUGACAUGCAAAUUUUCUGUAAACUUAUUGAUGCUAUGACAUACAAAACUAAAUUGUGUUGUGGGGGAAUAGAAAAAUAAUGUUUAAAUUCCAUAUUUUUAAUCUAUUUUGAACUGUCUCUAUUUAUAAGUAUUGUAUUUUUGGUGUCUUACCACCACAAAGGUGGUAAAAAGUUCAUUUAUGGAACUACUGGUCUGGGUUAAUUUGAAGCAUAUACAAAGCUAUUCCCUGCUUUCCCUUUUUAAUUUAUUUUAUAUAUAGUAUAUAGAGAGUAAAACUGAUUUUCAAAUGUAGACUGACACUUGAUACGUGUUUAACUUGCCUAAGAAUGAGUGAUUUCUGUUUUCUUUUUUUUCCUCAACACAAUGCAGCUGAAGUAUGACUUUUUUUGCAAGUCACUGACCAAACUGAUUUCACGGACUUCUUAAGUUCUCAUGCACUAUUUGUUAAUAAGAUUUAAUGUUAUGUCUAUAAUUGUAGCUCUUGUUCCGUAAGAUUACACGCAUAAAUUCAAAUGUAUAAGACAGAUUGUCCUCAUACCUCUCAACUGUCUGAAUCUUUUAGAGAAAUCUUCCAUCAUUCCAUCACGAGAUAGUUGAUGAAUACCAGUUAACCAGGUUUCAUUGUACCACAUACAAUGAUCAACCUGACCAAAAAUGCAUCUAAACUGUGUUUUUAUUCAACCUAAAAAAAAAAAAAAUCCAGAAAACUUAUUGUGCACGAUUAAAAGCUAAGGAUAGCUUAGAUCUGCUUAACAGUGCAGCAGUACGAAAAGGCACAGAAUAGCAGGUCUUAGCUGUAUUUUGUUUGUAAUGUUUCUGUGGGCAGAUGUGAACAAAAUAUAAAGCUUGAAUAUUUGAAGUCAGAGUAAUCAUGGUAGUUACCUAUGUGAUAUGUUCAGGGAAUUUAUACCAGCAGGAGGGGUGUGGUUACCUACACUUGCUACUCUACUAGUGUCAUCCUGUAUGCAAAAUAAGAGGUCAAUUUUUACCUAUACUGCUAACAGAACAAAUGAGUGUCAAGACCGUAGUGCAGAAGCGAGUCUUCAGUGGACAGCAUUUCAGCCAUAAGUAAAUGCCUCACCAAAGUAUCUGUGAUGGUGAUGUUGGAGGGUGCCUGAGGGCUGGUAGGAUCGCUCGUUUUAUGGAACUUUUCCAAUGUGAAAAGUUCCCUCUGCCCCCCGCUUCCAACAUGAUAGAUGCUUCUGGAAACUUUCUGAACUAGUGGCUAAAUGUGCAGUUUUUGCCCUUGCAAAGGAGGAGCACUUGAGACUUGGACAAAUCUUUUUUGAAUCUGUAACAGAUUCUUUGGCAGACAGAAACCAAGUUUCUCAUUCCCGUGCUGCUAACAACCUAUUUGAUGCUAGUGUCCUACUCACUGGGCUAUAGAUCUGUCCAUGUAAUGGCGAUGCAAUUUUUUUUCUCCCUAUGUUAAUUGCAUUAACAGUAUUAUGUUCUUCAGCUUGCACACCCACUACAUGCUGCGUUGCUCUGAUUUCCGAGCUAGACGCUUGAGAGGUAUGACUUUUCAUUUAAUAUGCACUGAGAUAGCAUUAUGAUCCUUCUAUAGGGAAAAAUUUUGAACAAUAAAAAUUUUAAAUAGCGAUCCAAGUUCUGUAUAUUUAAUAAAUACUGUAAGAGUGUUAUGUUUAAAGUA
Molecule: messenger RNA, 2800 nt
Organism: Struthio camelus australis
Lineage: Eukaryota; Metazoa; Chordata; Aves; Struthioniformes; Struthionidae
Source: RefSeq, a predicted model, not a curated record